AUGACGAGCGACAAAGAUGGCCCAGUUGCGCCUGGAAAGACAGAACACCAUAUCUCCUUGGACCACGCCCGAAAUUUGCUGGAUGAUGUGGCAGUGCAGCAAGAAUGCCAAGGUCGAUCAGGAAGGCCGCUUGUAUGGCUCGUCGAAGGCCCUGCAGCCAGGCUAGCUGUCCAGACAUUACACUGGGUUGAUCAAGAGUUGGACGGACGGAACGAUGCACACAGAUUGGUUCUCCAGUCUACAUAUGGUGUGGUUAGAUUGCAGAACCAUCACCGGACGUUCCUCCACAGUUGUAUACUCACUGUCGCUCAAGUGGGUGGAUACUGGCUGAUUCGAAACCACGAAAUCUCCCAAGACCGCAUUCCCCACGGCGACAGGAAUCCUUUCACAUACACUGGAGUACCAGGAGUUAAACCAACAGGCGUCUUCGUUAUAUGUGCACUGCUAUACGGUGUAUUCGCGAUGCUACAAUACCACAUCAAUCGGGCGGACUACUUCCAGCAACUUUGUUUGAUCAUUGGACUUGCAGCAGGCCUUUUACUCAGUUCGUCGAUUCCGUUCGCCGUAGCAGAAUCGUCGGUAUCGAUACACACCCUUGCAGCUACAACCAGCGUGGCCAUGGCAUGUAGUGCUUAUGGACAUUGGACAUGGCGGACGUUCUUCAGCACGCGAGAGAUCAGGCUGGAGAAGAUACUCGCAGAGUGGGGAGAUGAUGCGCAGGACAUGGACAUGAAUGGGCAUGUCAUAAGAUUUUGCGAGCUGCCUUGA
Molecule: messenger RNA, 768 nt
Organism: Alternaria postmessia
Lineage: Eukaryota; Fungi; Ascomycota; Dothideomycetes; Pleosporales; Pleosporaceae
Exons: 1
Coding region: 1-768 (255 amino acids)
Source: RefSeq, a predicted model, not a curated record